Molecule: messenger RNA, 2475 nt
Organism: Arthroderma uncinatum
Lineage: Eukaryota; Fungi; Ascomycota; Eurotiomycetes; Onygenales; Arthrodermataceae
Exons: 3
Coding region: 1-2475 (824 amino acids)
Biological process (GO): biosynthetic process
Cellular component (GO): cytoplasm
Molecular function (GO): isomerase activity
Source: RefSeq, a predicted model, not a curated record
AUGGCUUCCCUCCAGUACGUGACGCUGGAUGUGUUCACUACCAAACGCUUCAAGGGGAACUCGCUGGCUGUUAUCUUUCUCUCGGAGUCCAACCCGAUCACUCAGGAACAGAAACAACUUCUUGCAACCGAGUUCAACUAUUCGGAAACCAUAUUCUUCCAUCCUGUGGGCUCUGAUCCUAGCCAGCCUAGAAAAAUAGACAUCUUUACAACGGAGCAGGAGCUUCCAUUCGCUGGCCAUCCGACCAUCGGUGCUGCAUCCUGGCUACUCGUCUGCUCAAAGGAUAAGAGCCCAGCCAAGGAAGCUGAGCAAGCACUUGCACUCACCACGAAGGCCGGGAAUAUACCAAUUUCACUCUCGCCUGAAGAUCCGAACAAAGUGUCCGCCUCAAUCCCACAUAAUGUGCAUAUCCAUUCUACUCGGAUGUCACUGUCUGAGGUUCUACGGCUCCAUCCGACUCUGACCCAGUCACUGGAUGCUCAAUCAUACCAGAAUGGAUUUCCCGUUGUGUCCGUCGUCAAGGGAAUGACAGCAGUGCAUAUUUGCCUCCCCAGCCUCGAAGCCUUGGCCCAGGCAACUACUACUGCUGAAUCUAUUCCCUCCACGGGAGUGUCUGCCGGCGGUUACCUGGACGAUGGCUGGGAUGUUGAGGGCCACGUCUCGAUCUAUUUCUAUGUACGAGAUGUAUGGGAUGACGAACUCCAGAAGAACGUCAUCCGAUCUCGAAUGAUGGCCGGGAGCCUGGAGGACGCAGCUACUGGUAGUGCUGCGAGUGGACUUGCAUCCUAUCUCACGCUGACAGACCCAGAGAUAAAUGCAAAGGGCAUGGAGACGUGUACUAUUGUUCAGGGGGUUGAGAUGGGGAAGAGAAGUGAGAUUGGGAUCCAGGUUAUACUGAAGGAUAAUAAGAAGGAGAUUGAGACUGUUCAUCUUCAGGGAAGCGCAGUGAAGGUGGCUGAAGGGGCGAAAGGGGGUGUAUCCUGUGAGACAAAGCAAGAAGGCAGGAAGAUGCUUCGCUCCAACUAUCAGCGGGAGACUCCAUCUCCUUCCUCUCAUCCGUUGCUCCAGGGGCUCAAGUCUACUGCAAAGUCAGGCAGGAAAUCGUCUUUGACGACCUCCUUUCACAAUUUUGCAAGAAACGCGUUGCAGCCCCUGAAAACUCGACCAGCGGACGAAGGAGCCAGCUACGGGAAAAGUGCAACUCGAAGCAGCUCACUGCCAGUCAGGGCCAGGGGUAUCUCUUCGCCAAAACAUGUAUUCGGCUCAGGACCGUCCGGAGUGAAGUCCCCAACACCUGCUUUGCCUCCUUUACCAGCCUUCUUAUCUCGUGGGGCGGACUCCAACAUUCCAAAGCCAGCUCAGCCUGCUACUAAGACGUAUCCACGUUUACCGGCACAAAAGGAAAACCUGAUCCCAAUUCAGCCAGAAAAGAAGCCAUUCAUCGGGUAUCAGGAUUUGAAAACCUUGCAUGGAGUCAAGGGCCAGGCUGGUGAGCUCAAACUGAAGGGAGGAACGACAAACGAAGCACCUUCAAACCCAUCGCCAGAUUCGACUUCCGAUGCCUCAUCUCAGGAUACUAUCAGACCCACGUACAGGACCAACAUCCCUAUCCCAAAGUCUGCUUCUCACUACUUGCCAGCUUCUUUCCAGCAUGGAGCUCCUCUGACUCCACUCGAGGUCUGCAAGCCAAUUUAUGCAUUCAAUGAUUCAACCGACUUCCUCAAUGAAAAAGAAGGGCUUGGCUUCGAGGGGCUCAAAGAUGGUAUUAUUGCGGUUCCAAAGGGAAUGCAGGGAGCAAUUGAUCAGUUCGAAGGAGGGUCAGUCGAAGCGUUUAGGGCUCCAAAGCCAAGGCCUAAUCUGAUUCCUCGUCAACUACCAAAGAGCAAGACUCUAGGAUUCUUUUACUCAAAGCCGAAACUUCCACCAGCAGACCCAUGCUAUCCAAAACUUGAUGCACCUCGUUGCUACUGCGAGGACCAUGAUGAUGUCGAAGUGACCGUUGAAAAGUAUGGGCUCGUUUCAGGAGGAAGCUUCUCUGUGGAAGCUCCAUCCACUCGUGACUCCGGCGAUGUCAAAGCAGUCAAAACCGCAAAACCUCAACAGUACUGGCUUGGACGACUCGUCACAUUGAUGAACAGCUUUCACCACGAAGCCGCCUUCAACGAACCCGAUCCUGUCACUGGAUAUGGGGUUGCUGGUAAUACACUCGAAGGGAAGGCUCCAUUGUCUGUCAACUUGGACGAUUACUACACCAAACGCGCUUUUAUGGUCUUGGAGCGAGCAUGUCUCACCUCAGAAGCCGCUGCAAGCUUGACGGAAUUCAAGGAUGCGUACUCCAGACGUUUCGGCCGCAAAUUCUCCCAGCGCUAUACCGGUGAAAUUGACAAGGGAAGUCCCAAGUCUGAGAAGAGCACUGGGAAGGGCGAAGCCGGCAUGAUGAACAUUCUCCGCUCAGUUAGGAAGAGCUUCGGCUAA